AUGCGCACUAUAAGACGAGGCAGCAUUCACUAUAAUUAUUUUGAGUUUAGAAAGUGCGUUACGUGCUUGUGGCUGCCCUUCAAUGCAUUUUGGGACCGACUGGAGAGGCACAACCCUUUUCCCGUUUCGCUGGUCCGGGAGGCUGAGACAAACUUGUUGGAGGACUUGGGUAGUAUUCGGGCCAUAAUCGCCCAACAGGAACGGGGUCUGAACCGACAGGCCAUUCAACCUCGGCCCAGUAAGGCUACCCUGCUAGUCAAUCCUGGUGACCGGGAUCUAAACUUCCCACUCCUCGAUUCCCGCUAUCGCAUGGUAGAACAAGUCGAGCCAGUGAGACGGAGCUUCUCCUGGACAUUCAUCGCUAUGUUUAGUGCAACUCCAGCUGCCAGAACAUUUUGGAUUCGCCAUAGCAACGCAAACGACUGCCCAGCACAGGAGCGCUGUCAUCACUGGCGACAUCUGGAUGGGGGCGAUUGGUUUACGCCGGAAGAAAAUGCCGUCGAUCUAAAACUAGCAUGCCUAGUGCCAACAUAUUCAAAAUGUAUGAUGACGAGGUACAAGAAGGGGAAGGGAUAA
Messenger RNA from Fusarium redolens, 576 nucleotides. RefSeq lists its product as uncharacterized. The transcript is spliced from 3 exons. The record is from RefSeq and is a predicted model, not a curated record. NCBI's taxonomy places the organism in Eukaryota, Fungi, Ascomycota, Sordariomycetes, Hypocreales, Nectriaceae. The coding region runs from base 1 to 576 and encodes 191 amino acids.